Dermatophagoides farinae (American house dust mite) is the source of this 1925-nucleotide messenger RNA. RefSeq lists its product as uncharacterized. Gene Ontology annotation, molecular function: voltage-gated potassium channel activity. Gene Ontology annotation, cellular component: voltage-gated potassium channel complex; membrane. The record is from RefSeq and is a predicted model, not a curated record. NCBI's taxonomy places the organism in Eukaryota, Metazoa, Arthropoda, Arachnida, Sarcoptiformes, Pyroglyphidae. Gene Ontology annotation, biological process: potassium ion transmembrane transport.
CAACAGCAUCAGCAACAUUAACAACAAUCAAAAAAAAAAGAAUUCAAUGGAUCCAGAUAACGUUGUUGAAAUUGAAUCCAUAAAUGAUGAUAAUGAUGACGAAGACAUUGGUGUCUUCGUUGAAGAUCAACACCAAAAUGAACAGAAUGUUGAUCAUAAUCAUGACAUUAUUACCACCGACAACCACUUUGCAAAUGAAAUGACAGUAACAUCGAUUUCAGAAUUAACACCACAUCGUUUGUUUAAUCGUCAUCAUAAUAAACGACCAAAUAGUAGUAUCAGUAUCGGUGGUAAAUUGGAUCAAAAAUCUAGCUUGAAUACAGAAUCGAUUGAAUCAAGUAGUAUGCAAACAUUAUCACCACCAACAACAUUACAGAAACCAAUUACAAAAAGAUUACAUUCAUUAGUACAAUUACCCGAACAAUUGGAUGCACGAACAAAAAUUGAAUUGAAAGCAAUUGAAACGGCCAAAAAUAAAGAAGAAAUCAAACAAAAACCAUGGAGCUAUAGGGCAAGAAUUUGUGUGUACAAUUUUCUCAAUUAUCCAACUAAUAUUUGGUCAUAUUAUUAUCAUUUUGUCAUUGCAAUCAUUUUAUUAUAUUAUCUUGGUCUGAUAAUGUUCACGUCGAGAACAACGUGGGAAGAAAAAUGUUUUCGUUAUGAAAAAGAUCAUCGUCUUAAAUCAUAUUUUGAAUUAAUAAUUUUCAUACAAUUCAUUAUGGAAUUUUCAUUACGAUUUUGGUCAUCACGUGCAAAAGUUCCAUAUAAAAAUCUUAAUGUAACACAAUAUUUUAAAUAUUUUUUUGGCCGUAUAUCACAUCUUUUCGAUAUAUUAUUGGUUAUUGGUGGCAUACUAUCCACAAGUUGUUUUGUAUGGCCACAAUUACCCAUUGAUUUUACACAAGAUCUUUAUGCAUUAAUCAUGUUACGUGGUUUACAUCGUCUAUUCAAUGUAAUACAAUGGACUAGUGUACAAAAACGUGAUAGUCCAUGGCGUAUUCUGUUGGAAGUUUUUCAUGAUGGUGGACAUUUAUUAUUCGCCAUGUUUUAUCUGGUUUUAUUGAUAAUAUUUCUGGUGGCAUAUGGAAUAUUUUUAGCCGAAACAAAUCCUGAUCAUGAUCAUAAUAAAAAGGAUACAAAAAUUGGUAAUCUUAUGGAUUCAUUAUAUGCAACAUCAAUUACAUUAUUGACCGUUGGUUUUGGUGAUUUUUCUCCAAUCACUUAUGCUGGCCAAGCAUUAAUGGGCAUUGGAAUUUGGAUCGCUUUAGCAUUGUUUGCCAUACCAAGUGGUUUGAUUGCAACAUCUGUUGCAUUAAAAGUAACAGAACAAGAAGAGAGUCGUAAACGUAAAAUCCGUAAAAUGUUAGCAUCAACUUUGAUACAACGGGCAUGGCGUUUUGCACAUCGACAACGACAAUUUGAAAUGGUCGUAUGGUUAGAACAUAUGCGUCGAACUGGACAAGAAAAUUCGAUACCAGUACGAACACAUCGAACAUUAUGGGAAAAAAUUGAUCAUGUACUUGAGAAUCGUAAACAAUUUUUCGCUACACAAUUCAUACAAUUAUUAUUGUUGAAUCGUGCACGACGAAAAUUUCGUUCAGUCGUAAUACCAGAUACGGAUCCACGUCCAGCAAUGAAAUCAUAUAAGACUAAAAAUAAUGAUACAUUGGAAAUAUUACAAAAAAUUCAUCAACAAUUAGAACAAAUGGUUGGCCAUCAUCGAUCAACCACCAGUGAACAAACCUCGAAUAAUAAUAAUAAUAAUAAUUUAUCAACAUUGGAAAUUCUUGAAAUAAAUCUUGAACAAAUGGAACAAAAACUAAGUGAACAGAAUAGAUUUUUAAAAGAAUUAUUAUUAAAUUGUUAACUUGAAUAAUUCUGUCAUCAAAAUGAGAAAAAAAAAUUUCAAUAAAUUAUCAAAAAAA